GUCAUUGCACAACGCACGUUGGAGUGUUGCUGCUCUGCCGACGGACGCCUGCCAGCUGUCAGCCGCAGCAUCGAGUAGCCUGCCUCCUGCUUCAUAUUGUCCCCACUGCCUCCUGCUUCAUAUUGUCCCCACUGCCUCCUGCUUCAUAUUGUCCCCACUGCCUCCUGCUUCAUAUUGUCCCCACUGCCUCCUGCUUCAUAUUGUCCCCACUGCCUCCUGCUUCAUAUUGUCCCCACUGCCUCCUGCUUCAUAUUGUCCCCACUGCCUCCUGCUUCAUAUUGUCCCCACUGCCUCCUGCUUCAUAUUGUCCCCACUGCCUCCUGCUUCAUAUUGUCCCCACUGCCUCCUGCUUCAUAUUGUCCCCACUGCCUCCUGCUUCAUAUUGUCCCCACUGCCUCCUGCUUCAUAUUGUCCCCACUGCCUCCUGCUUCAUAUUGUCCCCACUGCCUCCUGCUUCAUAUUGUCCCCACUGCCUCCUGCUUCAUAUUGUCCCCACUGCCUCCUGCUUCAUAUUGUCCCCACUGCCUCCUGCCAGGUGUUCACGGGGCCGCGGAGCGAGCUAACGAGCCACGUGAGCGACACAUCACCCUCCAUCGGGCAGGAUGGGGCGCAGCUACAUAGUAGAAGAGGCUGUGGAGGGAUAUCUGACUAAACAGUGUGAACAAAAAGCAGGUCCAGUCACAGGCCUGCUAAUUGGACAGAGCUCCACCCAGAGGGAGUUUGUCGUCACGGCCACCCGGACGCCCCAAAGGGAGGAGCCUCUUGCAGCCGGAGACUCUCCAGACAAGCAGUGGGUGACUGAGCAUGCCCGCCAGGUUUCUCGGAUGUUGCCUGGUGGCCUGUCUGUAUUGGGAGUCUUCAUCGUCACUGACAUUGACGCCAAGGACUCACUAGCCACACUCCGAAAGCUGGUCUUUGCCGUGGAGAACCUGAUCUCCUCCGAGCGGCUGUGGAACCCCGCGGAUGACGAUGUCACCGAUUGCGUCGCGCUGCACGUCAACCCCAAAACCAGAAAAACCUUCUGCAGAACCUUCGACAUCAAAGACCCCAAGCAGAGCGUGGCCAAGCCUGCAGACUGGAAGUACCAGUCGGGUGUGUGCUCCUCCUGGAGCACGGUGUCCUGUAGUCUAAGCGUGGACAUGUUGGUGCCCCUGCCAGACGACAGAACCGAUCUGGAGGACAUGGAUAAAUGUCUAAAGGAGGGGCUUAAAGUGUGGGCACACCAGCUGGAGAGCGCAGUUUGUCUGAUCGAUGGGAGAAAGCUGUCGGAGGACAUGGAGCUUGUAGGAGGACAGAAGAGGAAUGUGAGACAGACGUACACAGCUCAGCUGCUCAUCACGCCGGAUGAGCGGAGGGCAACAGAUGUGGUCCAGCGGUGUGGAGGCAGCGUGUCAGUCAGGGGAGCCAUCCACAGCAGAGCUUACCUGCACAGCAACAAACCCAAGGCCAAACUGGCCGAGAAGCUGCUGAAGAGGGACGCGGUCUCUACGGUGGCCACGAGGGCUCAGAUGCUGCUGGAGGAGCUGCUGACGUCGGAUGGGGAGAGCAAGGGCAGCGGCAGAGACAGACCUCAGAGAGGUACACACAACGAGCUGUUCUGUCUCCCCCAUCGUAUCUUCUGUCCGGUGAAAGCGAGCGGGCCGGUGUGUGUGUGUGACUACCACUUCAGUGACGAGGGCCUGUCUGUGGUGACUGACAGGCUAAAGGAGAUGCUGGACAUUGACGCAGCCGAGAAAGACCUGGAUACCAGGCAGGAAACUCCUGCUGAAGUCCUAGAGGGAGAGGCUGCAGCAGAGCCCACCGUGGAAACCAUUGAAGCGCUGGAGCCCAAGAGGAACCGCUACAUUGGUGUUGCCAUGGCUACCGUCGUCGCCUUUCUUGCCACUGCUGCCUCGAUGCUCUAUCUCAAUGACGUUUGAUACCCACAAAUAUGCACACGCAGGCGUGCUCGCCAUCCAGCUGUGCUGAACUUCGACCCCUCCGAGAGCGAGCGCUCUCUCCGUCGGUCUACCUUAUCAACAGAUUGAAAACACACACAGCUCCACUUGG
Cyclopterus lumpus (lumpfish) is the source of this 2049-nucleotide messenger RNA. RefSeq names its product odr-4 GPCR localization factor homolog (gene odr4). Gene Ontology annotation, biological process: intracellular protein localization. NCBI's taxonomy places the organism in Eukaryota, Metazoa, Chordata, Actinopteri, Perciformes, Cyclopteridae. The record is from RefSeq and is a predicted model, not a curated record. Gene Ontology annotation, cellular component: endomembrane system. Bases 603 to 1919 code for a protein of 438 amino acids. The transcript has 15 exons.